This is a messenger RNA of Diabrotica virgifera virgifera (western corn rootworm), 1819 nucleotides long. RefSeq lists its product as uncharacterized. Lineage: Eukaryota; Metazoa; Arthropoda; Insecta; Coleoptera; Chrysomelidae. Gene Ontology annotation, molecular function: calcium ion binding. The transcript has 6 exons. Bases 27 to 1328 code for a protein of 433 amino acids. The record is from RefSeq and is a predicted model, not a curated record.
GUCAUUUUUUGAAGGAAACAAUUAAAAUGCAAUUCCAAACAAUACACAAUUUACUUCUCUUGAUUUGUAUAUUGACUGGAAUUAAAAACGCCAACAGCAAUACUAACGAGAACAUAGAAGGAAAGAACGACAACAGAGAACAGUCUCUUGUAGCGGAUAAACAUGGUAAUAUUACAACAGACCCCACUAUAGAAACAACAACCAAAGAUGACACAAAAUUGCUGUUAGAAAAACUUCAAAAUAUUGCUUAUUACUUGCGAAAUUACAAGUUUAAUGAAUAUGAUAGGAGAUAUGAGACUGACCCAACUAAUGCUAGCAGGCCUUAUUACAAAUUCUUCCCCAAACCUCCCCUUCGUUCCCUUCAUUGGGAAGUUCAUCAGUUCUGCGAACCUUCGUUUCACGAUUGUGUCGAAUAUUUGUCAAAAAAACUACAUCAUGUUGCUCUUAGACGUUCUGACGACACAUCUGUUGUGAUGCUCGAGCAAAGAUGGUCGUGGAGGAAAAAUGAACAGCAGAUAGUUCAAGUGGAUGCUGAGUGUUUAAGGAACAAGCGUAUCGAUGAUACAGUUGCAGAUCAUUUUGAAGGGCCCCUGGAAAGAUUCCAAUGGCGAGUAACGGCAAGUUAUUAUAUGUGCUGGUAUACUCUAUUAAAGACACCGGAAAUGAGACGUCUCUACGAGAAAUGUGAUAAUUUUGCCAGCUGUCUGGAUUAUGAUUACGGGCCGAGAAAUGAAGAUGAUAGAGUGGAGGAUUGGAGACCUUUUAGUUGUGCCCUGUACAGCUUUUGUCCAGAUCCGUGUUGUCCAUUUAAACAUUUAACGAAUCUAAAAGAUUGUUGGGACUCUCCAGAAAAUCCAUGUUAUCGACUAAAUCCGAAGAAAAAGAGAACUUGUGAGUUUAAUAAGACGGCAAAUAUAAAUUUUAACGAUAUUAUUCUGAAUAGAUGGAACGUUAGCUGUGGAUGUCCCCGAGAAGGCUACGAAUGGAAUUCGCUCUACGGAAUUUGUAUAGACGUGGAUGAAUGCGCAUCGAAAACUCAUAACUGCCACCGGGACUCCGAGAGUUGCCUUAAUUUGCCGGGGAGUUUUAGGUGCAUUUGCAAAUGGGGCUUCAUUAGAGAUAUACAAACAGAAAAUUGUCUUCCUAGCAACGCCUUGUCUGCGAUAAAACUUAGUAGGAGAAAGCAGUUAAAUAUAACAGAAGAACUGACUGUUUGGCAACGUAUUAAGAAUGUUAUAUUAUUUAAAAAGAAUAGUGCUCAAUGGAUCAAAUCACAAAUUGGAUUAAUAUUAUUAAUUAUUCUUAAUGCAAUCUGUAAUAUUAAUUAAUAAUUUUAGAUCAAUACUCAUUUUCAUAAAAAAAUAUCUUUCGGUCAGUAUAUUCAUUUUUGUAUUAAGAUAUCUUAAUUAGAAAAGUAUUUCAAUAGGUACAAAUAUUUAGCAAAGAGAUCUAAUAGAAAUACUUACUUAUUUUGUCUUUUGUCUCAAUUAAGCAUCGAGUUAAAAAUCAGUGGAAUCAAUCAUCUUUGUUAACAAUCCAAAUCUCAGUAUUCACUGAUUCAACCUUCUGUUCCAAAUAUAUAUUGGUUUAAAAAUUAUGAAGUACCUCGAAGAUAUAUAACAACAUUAAUCAGAAUGAAGUUUGGACAUGCAUGUUUCCCUCUACAUCUAGCAAGAAUUAAAGUUUUUGAUUCAAAUCUUUGUACUGAAUGUCAGAAGGUGGGUGAUUUGAAUCACACUUUCUUUGAGUGCACAAAAUACAUUCCAUACACCUAUAAUUUAAUCGAAAAUUUAAUAAAAUGUAAUGUUUUUCCACCUUU